This is a messenger RNA of Scomber japonicus (chub mackerel), 3891 nucleotides long. RefSeq names its product tenascin N (gene tnn). The coding region runs from base 1 to 3891 and encodes 1296 amino acids. Gene Ontology annotation, molecular function: protein binding. NCBI's taxonomy places the organism in Eukaryota, Metazoa, Chordata, Actinopteri, Scombriformes, Scombridae. The record is from RefSeq and is a predicted model, not a curated record. The transcript has 20 exons.
AUGACCACUAGAUUUCUGUGGAGGGCCCUGAGCCUGCUGGCCCUACUCUGCACCAUCUCACGCUUCAGCUCCGCCGACAACCACCUGGACCCCUCAGCUCCAGAGCAGGGAGUCACCUUCAGCCACGUCUAUAAAAUCGACAUCCCAGGGAGCACCAGCUGCAAACUGGAGCGCCUGCCAACCCAGGAUGAAGCAGGUCUGCAGACAGAGACCACCGUGAAUGGAGAGAAUGACAUCACUUUCAGACACAACCUCAGGCUGCAAAUGCCCCAGUGUGACUGUACGGAGUCAGAAAGCUUCAAGUCUCUUUUGUACAGAGUUAAUGGGUUGGAAGAAGAAGUCAACUACCUGAAGACCCAGUGUGCUCAGGGAUGUUGUGGAAGAGGUGGCGCUGCAGGUGUGGACACAAGCUGUAGUGGCCAUGGUACCUACCAACAUGACACCUGCAGCUGCCUCUGUAACCCUGGAUGGGAAGGCCCAGACUGCUCAGUGUCCUCCUGCCCUGACGAAUGCAAUGACAAUGGCCGUUGUGUGGAUGGGAAGUGUGUCUGCCAUCAGGGCUAUACAGGAGAUGACUGCAGCCAGUUGUUGUGUCCAGACAACUGCAACGACAAGGGACACUGCGUGGAUGGAAAAUGUGUAUGCUUCCCGCACUUCACUGGCGAGGACUGCAGCAUCCAAAAAUGUCCCAAUGACUGCAUUGGUAAUGGCCGCUGUGUGGAUGGGCUGUGCAUCUGUGAUGAAGGCUUCCAUGGGGAGGAUUGUUCAUUAGUCUUCGGUCCUCAGGGUCUGCGGCUGGUCCGGGUGACUGACGUCUCUCUCCUGGUCGAGUGGGAGUCUGUUCGUGGGGCGCAGUAUUACACUCUGACAUAUCAUCCCAAAGGUGAUGAGAGUGCCCUGCAGCAGGUUCGAAUUCCCAACACAGAAAACUCAUACCUCAUCACAGGACUGGUUCCUGGGGUCACCUACAUUGUCCAUGUAUAUGCUGUCAUCAAAGACAUCCAAAGUGAAGCAGACAGAAUUGAGGCUACCACAGAUGUAUCCGCUAUCAAUGAUAUCCGAGUUCUUGGUCAGACAGAAGUCUCUAUCGAGGUGGACUGGAAGAACCCACAAGCUGAAGUGGAUCACUUCAGGCUCACACACACUGACCCAGCAGGCCAAGAGGAAGAAAUGAACAUCCAGAUGAGUCAAGAGGCACGAACCAAACACACUAUUGUGGGUCUGUAUCCAGGGACAGAGUAUCUGAUCUCAGUGCAGGCCAUCAAAGGAACCACUGAAGGAAAAUCUUCCUCUGUCACGGGUGCCACAGACAUUGACGCUCCUACAAAACUUGUCACCACCGAGGUAACAGAGGACACUGCAACUGUUUCAUGGGAUCGAGUCCAGGCAGAAAUAGAUGGCUAUAUGUUGAGCUACACCUCUGAUGAUGGGUCCAGUUCUGAGAUCCCUGUAGGACGUGACAGCACCUCUUACAGGCUGGUUGGCUUGAGACCAGGAGUUCUCCACACUGUCUACAUCUGGGCCUACAAGGGAGAUAAAGUCAGCAGGAAGACGUCAACAGAAGCUGAAACAGAGAUGGACGCUCCAACUAACGUCUUGACGCAAGAUGAAACAGAGACCAGCUUCAGAGUAUCAUGGGAUCGUGUCCAAGCAGAAAUUGAUGGCUACGUCCUAACCUACAGCUCUUCUGAGGGUUCUAGUGGGGAAAUCCCAGUUGGGGCAGACAGCACCUCUUACUUGCUGACUGGCCUGAGACCUGGGGUCCUCUACACUGUCUACAUCUGGGCCAUCAAGGGAAAAAAAGCCAGCAUGAAGAUCUCAACUCAAGCUGAGACAGAACUGGACGCUCCUGCUAACCUCUUAGCCCGAGAUGAAACAGAGUCCAGCUUCAGUGUAUCAUGGGAUCGUGUCCAGGCAGAAAUUGAUGGCUACGUCCUAACCUACAGCUCCUCUGAGGGCUCUAGUGGGGAAAUCCCUCUGGGACCAGACAGCACCUCUUACAGUCUGAAUGGCUUGAGGCCUGGAGUCCUCUACACUGUCUACAUCUGGGCCAUCAAGGGAAACAAAGCCAGCAGGAAGAUCUCGACACAAGCUGAGACAGAAAUGGAUGCUCCUGCUAACCUCUUAGCCCGAGAUGAAACAGAGUCCAGCUUCAGUGUAUCAUGGGAUCGUGUCCAGGCAGAAAUUGAUGGCUACGUCCUAACCUACAGCUCCUCUGAGGGCUCUAGUGGGGAAAUCCCUCUGGGACCAGACAGCACCUCUUACAGUCUGAAUGGCUUGAGGCCUGGAGUCCUCUACACUGUCUACAUCUGGGCCAUCAAGGGAAACAAAGCAAGCAGGAAGAUCUCGACACAAGCCGAGACAGAACUGGAUGCUCCUGCUAACCUUUUAGCCCGAGAUGAAACAGAGUCCAGCUUCAGUGUAUCAUGGGAUCGUGUCCAGGCAGAAAUUGAUGGCUACGUCCUAACCUACAGCUCCUCUGAGGGCUUUAGUGGGGAAAUCCCUCUGGGACCAGACAGCACCUCUUACAGUCUAAAUGGCCUGAGGCCUGGAGUCCUCUACACUGUCUACAUCUGGGCCAUCAAGGGAAACAAAGCCAGCAGGAAGAUCUCGACACAAGCCGAGACAGAACUGGAUGCUCCUGCUAACCUCUUAGCCCGAGAUGAAACAGAGUCCAGCUUCAGCGUGUCAUGGGAUCGGGUGCAGGCAGAAAUCGAUGGCUACGUCCUAACCUACAGCUCCUCUGAUGGCUCUAGUGGGGAAAUCCCAGUUGGGCCUGACAGCACCUCUUACAGUCUGACUGGCCUGAGGCCUGGAGUCCUCUACACUGUCUACAUCUGGGCCAUCAAGGGAAUCAAAGCCAGCAGGAAGAUUUCAACAGAAGCUGAGACAGAUAUCGAUGCCCCACGGGACCUGAAGGCCAUAGAUGUGACACUGGACUCUGCUUCUUUGACCUGGAUGGCUCCUCUGGCUGACAUUGAGGGGUACAUCCUCACCUACAGAGCUGAGGAUAGCACAAUGGAGACUGUUGAAAAGCAGCUCGGAGCUGGUGAGAGCAGUUUUGCUCUAUCUAGUCUAGAGAUGAGCAAGAGAUAUAUCGUCACCAUUAUUGCUUACAAGGGAAACAAGAGAAGCAAGGUGGUAGAGACCAUCUUCAGAACAGUUGGUCUUGUCUAUCCAUUCCCCAUGGACUGUGUUCAGAUCAUGAAGAAUGGCAAUACGAAGAGUGGCAUCUACACUGUCUAUAUCAACAAUGACCGCUCCAAACCAAUACAAGCCUACUGCGACAUGGACACUGAUGGAGGCGGCUGGCUGAUGCUGCAGCGCCGUACCACUGGCAGGUUGGACUUUAUGAAACGCUGGAGACAGUACAUUGCAGGUUUUGGCAACAUGACAGACGAGUUCUGGAUUGGUCUGGAUAAGAUAUAUGAGCUCACCAAUACUCCCACCCAGUAUGAAGUGAGGUUUGACUUGGGACUUGGAUCAGAGAGAGCAUACGCUGUGUACGACAACUUUCAGAUCGCCCCAGUCAAGCAGAAGUUCAAACUCACAAUCGGCAAAUACCGUGGGAAUGCAGGUGAUGCUAUGACCUACCACCAAGGGCGACCCUGGACAACUGUUGACUCAGAUAACGACAUCGCCCUGGGUAACUGUGCCCUGACUCACCGUGGUGCUUGGUGGUACAAAAACUGUCACCUGGCCAACCUCAAUGGAAAAUGGGGUGACACCAGGCACAGUAUGGGAGUGAACUGGGAACCAUGGAAGGGCCACCUGACACCCCUCGACUUCACAGAGAUGAAGAUACGACCUGUGGGAGCCUUGUCUAGCCGGAAAAGGCGAUCGUUGAUGGCCAGAGAGAAGAGCAGAAACACAAUCCUCCAAAAGAAAUAG